AUGCCCACAACUUUCUGCGCUGCGGACAAAGAGCUGAAGUUAUUGUGGGAUACUAUAUCCUCUGCCAAGGCACAACAGUUUUAUGCCCACCACAACAUCAAAUGGAAAUUCAUCGCCCCCCGAGCGGCUUGGUGGGGAGGAUGGUGGGAAAGAAUGAUUGGCUCAAUUAAGCGAUGCCUUCGGAAAACAUUAGGUAAGGCUCUUUUGGAUGACGCUGGUUUGAUCACUGUAUUAUGUGAUAUUGAAGCCGCUCUUAACAGUAGACCGAUUGUCCACGAAUAUGGAAUAAAAGAUGACUCUGAGGAAGCUUUAACACCCUCGCACUUCCUCAUAGGAAAGAAAUUAACCACUAUUCCUUCCAGCCCCACAAAUCCUGAAACAAAUUUAAAUCAUAUGUGGAAAAAUCGUCAACAUUUGAUGGACUUGCGUACAUUUCAUCAAGUGCGGAAUCCAUCUGAAACAAAUAAAAUACGGAAAGGGGACAUUGUCCUACUACAAGAAGAUGUUAGACCUCGCCACACCUGGAAGAAGGCCCGUGUUGAGGAGCUAAUCCUUGGCCGCGACAAAAGAGUCCGUACUUGUGUUCUGCGCACCAAUGGACAUACCAUUACCCGACCUGUGCAGCUGGUCAUCCCCCUGGAGGUUGACCAGGGUGGGGAGGAUGUUGCGGCAAAGCCAGCGAACUAUUAA
Stegodyphus dumicola is the source of this 690-nucleotide messenger RNA. RefSeq lists its product as uncharacterized. NCBI's taxonomy places the organism in Eukaryota, Metazoa, Arthropoda, Arachnida, Araneae, Eresidae. The record is from RefSeq and is a predicted model, not a curated record.